CAAGGCGAGGCAAUGUACUUCCGGGUAAAAACAUGGCGUGUUUCAUACACGUGAGUUAAACAUCAAUUUGCUGCUGAAGAAUUGAAUGAAUUAAGAGUAAGGUAACGUGGAUAAUUGCAAAAUAUAAAACAUGGCAUCAACGGAGGACGACUUUCCACGUGGGGGUAUAAUUAAGAAGCCGGCUGGAACCCAAUCCGUGAGACAACAUGUUGAAGUGGACAAUUUGUUCGAGGUGCGUGAACCAGAACAAAAAAAGAAAAGAAAGUCUACAAAAGAGGGGGAUGAAAUCAAGGCAAAGAAGAAGAAGAAAAACAAAGAAGGCAGUCUGAAAUUAAAUGCAACCAGCCAGAUUGAUAUUCUCCAUUUUAAGAGCCUCAAGGUGGGGACCCUUCUUCUCGGCUGUGUGAAGGAGGUCACUAACUUCGAGGUGACGGUCAGUCUCCCCAGCGGCCUCACUGGCUACCUCCCUAUCGCCAACAUCUCCGAGUCCUACACCAACAUCCUGUCUGAGCAGCUGGACGCCGGGCACAAUCUCGACGAAGUUUUGUCUCUUCCCUGCCUGUUCUCUCCGGGAAUGCUCAUCCGAUGUGCGGUGUCUAGUCUGGAGACUGCGAAGGCGGGCCACGUGAGCGUCAAGCUAACGGUCAACCCAAAGGACGUGAACAAAGGCUUGAGUUCAGGCGCUCUGAAAGCGGGCAUGCUGCUCAGUGGCUGUUUGGAAAGCAUUGAGGACCAUGGCUUCCUGGUUGACAUUGGCCUCAGUGGAACCAAAGCUUUCUUACCGAAAGCAAAGGACGACUCCAAAUCUUCCACUCAGGCCGAUCUGAAGGUGGGCCAGUACCUGCUGUGCCUGCUGGAGGAGGUGAAACAUGAGGGUCGGGUGGUGCGUCUCUCUCUGAACCCCACGGCCAUCGCACGGGCCUGCGCGGACCCCCAGCAGGGCUGGACUCUCACCAGCCUGCUCCCCGGCCUGCUGGUCAAAGCACAAAUCAAGGAGGUGUCUCCACACGGGCUGAUCUUGGAGUUCCUGUCCUCCUUCACGGGCUCCGUGGACUUCAUGCACGUUGACGCGGACCAGAUAUCCAGCUACAGUAUUGGAGAUAACGUGAAAGCCUGCGUUCUUUACGUGGAGCCCUCCACACGCACCGUCAGUCUGUCGCUGCGCAGCCACCUGCUGCAGCCAGGGGGCGCCGUGGACCCGGUGAUGAGUGAGAGGAUUGGCGAGGUGGUGAGAGGCUGCAAGAUGGCGUCCAUGCACUACCACUCCGGGGCUCUGAUGGAGCUGCCGGGGGCGCUGCUGGCCUUUGUGCACAGAAAGCAGACCAAAGAGCCCAAAGAGAAAUUCAACCCAAACCGCAUCAUGGCGGCCCAGGAGCAUGACUGCCGGAUCACUGGCUUCAGCCCCCUGGAGCAGAUACACCUGGCCAGCCUGCGCAGGAGCAUCAUUGAGGCCACCUUCCUCAGAUACGAGGACCUUCAGCCUGGACAGAUUGUGGAAGCCACAGUGACCUCCCUGCAGAGCUUUGGCAUGGAGGUGAAGCUGUCCAACCACGUUAAAGGGAUGGUGCCCAGGACCCACCUGGCGGACAUUUUGCUGAGUAAUCCAGAGAAGAAGUACAGCGUGGGAAACCGAAUCAAGUGCCGGGUGCUGACGGUGGAGCCUCGUUUGAGGAAGCUGGUGAUGACGAGGAAGAAGGCCAUGCUGGAGUCCACUCUGCCCCUGAUCCGCACCUACGCCGAGGCCCGGGUCGGGCGCGUCUCCCACGGGUUCGUCGUCUGCGUCAAGGACUUCGGCUGCAUCGUCCGUUUCUACGGCAACGUGAAGGGCCUGGUGCCCACGCGCGAGCUCACGACCGACGCCGUGGUCGUCCCGGAGGAGCUGUUCUACGUCGGACAGGUUCUUAAGGCCAAGGUCCUCUCAUGUGAUGCCGACCAGGAGAAGCUACUGCUGUCAUUCAAGGCAGUCAGCGAGGGGGAGACGGAAGCUCAAGAGAACUAUAGCUUUGAAAUGGGAAAGAAAGUGGACGCGAGGCUCGUAAAGAAAGUUCCGGGCAGUUUAGGGGUGUCCAUCCUUCCCGAAGAGGCCUCGGCCCUCCUGCCCGCCUCGCACCUGUCCGACCACGUGUCAAACUGCUCCCUCCUCUGGGAGGCGCUGCAGGAGGGCGACGUGAUCUCCAACCUCUCCUGCCUCAGCCAUAAGAAACCCAGCAUCAUGCUGACUAAGAAGCCCUUGGUGAAAGCCGCUCUGGAGGGCGGCGCUGUCGCCAGGGAGUUUUCUGACAUCCAGGUGGGGAUGGAGCUGAUUGGCUGGAUCAAGAACAUCAUGCCUUACGGGGUGUUCGUGGAGUUUCCCCACGGCCUCGUGGGUCUGGCGCCAAUAUCCGCCAUGUGCGACCGGUUCCUCGCCAGCACGGCCGCGCCCUUCCAGCCGGGACAGACGGUGGUCGCCAAGGUUACCAACCUGGACAAGGAGAAGCGGAGGUUCCUGGUGACCCUGAAGGUGUCUGAGGUUGGGGGCGAGGAGGAGCGGGAGCACACCAGGCUGGUUCAGGGCCUCUUGGAGAGGAAGGCUGUGACUGAAAUGAUGGCCACUAGAGGCGAAUGUGAACUCCUCCAGUUCCUCUCCACUCUGACGCUGGGACACAAGCUGAAGAUGACGGUCGGAGAAGUGAGGGAUGAUGGGACGGCAAAGCUUGUGGCAGACCAACACAAGGACGCAACAGUAUUGGUCACAAAGUACCAUUUAACCGGCGUGACCGUCACACCAGGCCAGAAGGUCACUGGCGUUGUCCUCCAUGUAGACCUCUUGACCUCUCACGUCUAUGUUUCCCUCCUUCCACGCCUGGUGGCAAAUAAAAUUUCUCAGCUUCAGGCCGGUUCAAACCCGCUUGCAACAGUGGAGUACGUGGAUCAAGACUUAUCUGUCAUCUCAUUGGGCGACACUGGUUACCUGACCAUGGUUCAAACCACCACUCAUUUAAAUGCGUUCCCGAGCGAGUCGGAGAAGCUUUGCGAAGGGAAGACCUUCACCGUGACUGUGAAAGAGCCAAGCUGUGAAGAGCUGGGAGGGCUCCCCCUAGUGGCUCGCGGGUCCGUAAAACCCACCAAGGCGAAAUGUAAAACAAACGUCUCGGAUGUCACGAACGUCCCCGCCGCGGCCGGCCCAGUUCCCGAGGGCCCGAAGCACGCUUACCGCGUGGGCGACACGGUGUCUGGAACCGUGAAGUCUGUGCGGCCCACUUCGGUCCUCGUGUCCCUGGAAAAUGGCGUGGCGGGCAGCAUUCACGUCUCGGACAUCAAGGAUGCGGUGACGCCGGGCACCUUCCCCACGUCCUCCCUGAAGGUGGGCAGUACUGUCACAGCCCGCGUCAUCGGAGGGAAGGAGGCUCGGAGCCACAGGUUUCUGCCCAUCUCCCACCCCAACUUCACCUUCUCAAUGCCUCAGCUGACACUUCUGCCAAGUAAGAUGAAAGAAGAUGCUGAUCUCCAGCACUUAAGCACUAAAGAGCAGCUGAAGUCGUACCUGCCCGGGGAAGAUGUCAUCUGCUUUGUGACUAAGCUUGACAAACAGAAGAGUUGCUUGGAGGUGACCCUGACCGCAUCCACCAAUGGGAGCGUGGAAUUGUUGGCAAUGACUCUCGAUCCUAAAGAAGCCAAGCAUCCUGAGAAGUUCUUUAAAAUGGGCCAGGCACUGAAAGCAAACAUCGUUGGAGUCAAUUCCUCAAAGAAGUGGAUUUCUCUCUCUCUCACUGGCGUACACAGCCUGACAGAAGGAGCGAGGACCCUCGGGACCGUCAAGUCGAUUGUGCCGCACGUAGGGCUGGUUCUGACCCUUCCGUUUCGGAGGACGGGCCUUGCGUCAGUACUGGACCUGGCUGACUCCUACAAGCCCAGCCCUCUGGACCAGUACAGCGUGGGCCAGGUGGUCAGGUGCUGUGUCAUUGGACAAGAGAAAGACAAACUGCAGCUGUCUCUGCGUCCCUCCAGGGUCAAUCCUGAAAAGAAGCUUCCGGUGAAAGAUGCUGAAGUGUUGUCCAUCGACAGCCUGAAAGAAGGCCAAACAGUGCGUGGCUACAUCAAAUCUGUAGGAGACCAAGGAGUUUUUGUGAGGCUGUCCAGGACCAUCACAGGCAGGGUCAGGUUCCAGGAGGUCACCAGCUUCUUUGUGCGUGACCACAGCUUGUACGCCAAGCACAUACUCCCGAGUGCCCUGUACACCACCAAGGUGUUGAGUGUGGACAAAGGGACCAACCAGGUGGAUCUGUCCCUGCUUCCGGAAGACACCGGGAAGCCGGACGUGCUCCCGGAGUCUCUGGGGCUCCCGGUGCGGUUGACGGGCGAGGCGAAGGAGAAGCACGACGCCCGGCGGAAGAGGAAGAGGGCUGAGUCGGAGAGCGAGCCGGAUGUAUCGGCGGACAAAAAACUAAAGAAGAAAACAAAGAAAAAGAAGGGAGCGCAAAAGGAGGAGAACGACAGCGGGGUGGAGGUGUACUUCAGAGAGGAGGAGGAGGAGGAGGAGGAGGAGGAGGAGGAGAAAGAGGCGAAGCCAGAUAAGAAGAAGGCUCCAGCGGACCCCGGGGCCCCCGCAGGCCCCCUCAGGCUCCAGGUGUCGGAGGGCUUCUCCUGGGACUCGGCCCUCAGCUCUCUGCGGCCGGCCACGGCCACGGCGGGAAUCGCAGCGGACUCCAGCGGCGAUGAGGGCGAGGAAGAGCAGGCCAAGCCCCAGAAGAAGAGUCGGAGGGAGAAGCAGCAGGAGAAGCAGCGGGAGGAGAAGGAGCUGUCGCAGCUGGAGAGCGAGCUCAUGGACCCGGGCAGGAGGCCCCAGAGCUCGGCCUCCUUCGAGCGGCUGGUCCUCUCCUCCCCCGACAGCUCCCUGGUGUGGCUGCAGUACAUGGCCUUCCACCUGCAGGCCACCGAGAUCGAGCAGGCCCGGGCGGUGGCCGAGAGGGCCCUCAAGACCAUCUCCUUCAGGGAGGAGCAGGAGAAGCUGAACGUGUGGGUGGCCCUGCUGAACCUGGAGAACCUGUACGGCACGGAGGAGAGUCUGCGUGGCGCCUUCGAGCGGGCGCUGCAGUUCUGCGAGCCCCUCCCCGUCUACCAGCAGCUCGCCGACAUUUACGCCAAGUCUGACAAGCACAAGGAAGCGGAGAACCUGUACAAGAACAUGGUGAAGCGUUUCCGGCAGGAAAGGGCAGUGUGGAUGAGCUACGGCUCCUACCUCCUCCGACAGGGCCAGAGCGACGCUGCCAACGCCCUCCUGCAGAGGGCGCUCAAGAGCCUGCCGGUCAAAGAACAUGUGGAUCUGAUUGCAAAGUUUGCUCAGCUGGAGUUCCAGUACGGGGAUGCGGAACGGGCCAAGUCCAUGUUCGACAGAACGCUGACCAGCUACCCCAAGCGCACCGACCUUUGGUCCGUGUACAUUGACCUCAUGGUGAAGCACGGCACGCAGAAGGAAGUCCGGGAUCUGUUUGACCGCGUGAUCCACCUGAGCGUGGCGGUGAAGAGGAUAAAGUUCUUCUUCAAGCGUUACCUGGAGUACGAGAGGAAGAGCGGCACGGCCGAGAGCGUGCAGGCGGUCAAGGAGAAGGCCCUGGAGUACGUGGAGGCCAAGGGCCCGGAGGGAGCCAGCUGAAGCACAGGACUACGGGUGACCCUCACGCAAGGAAUCGCGAACGGACUUCAUAACCUUUCAUAAUCCAUCGUAUCAUAUUUUAUAUGGAAGAGACUCAAACCAUUUGGGUUUUUUUUUUUUUUUUUUUUUUCUCCUAAUGUGUGACUUUCUGAAAAUAAUUACUUGAUUGUACGUGCUCAUUGUUUGUGGUUAACAAAUGAAAUUUUAGACCUGAAAAUGCUUUAAAGAGCUGAUGUAUGGAAUUUUUUAAUAAAAGAAAUGCUGCCAUUUUGUAGCCCUGCCA
Conger conger (European conger) is the source of this 5915-nucleotide messenger RNA. It is a transcript of the gene pdcd11, whose product is annotated as programmed cell death 11. NCBI's taxonomy places the organism in Eukaryota, Metazoa, Chordata, Actinopteri, Anguilliformes, Congridae. The record is from RefSeq and is a predicted model, not a curated record. The transcript has 36 exons. Gene Ontology annotation, biological process: rRNA processing. Gene Ontology annotation, molecular function: RNA binding; protein binding. Bases 131 to 5632 code for a protein of 1833 amino acids. Gene Ontology annotation, cellular component: nucleolus; nucleus; small-subunit processome.